CUGUCAAAGGUGUCUUUGUUUACACACAAGCCAGUGGCGGAAUCUUCUCCCUCCUUAACGCAUUUUUGUUACAAUUUAGUAAAAAGUUUCACAUAUAUUAAAGCGUAUAUGGCCUAAAUUGCCAAAGCUAUAGAGAUUUGAUUCGCUGUAUCAAUGGCACAGUCAUCUUCCGGCCAGACGAAAACGAUGCUAGUAUGGCUCGACUACAGCCGGCACAUGCUGAGCACGCUGCAGGACAUUUACGCCGACCAGCAGUACACGGACUGCCGGCUGGUGGUGCCCGACGGUGAGCUGUACGCGAACCGUCCGAUACUGAGCAUGGCGUCCGGGCUGUUCGAGGCAAUCUUCACCAGCAUGGUCACGCUCACGAUGGACCCGUCCACGGUGCUCAUACCGGACAUGACGUUCGCCAACCUGCAGCGCGUCGUGCAGUUCAUCUACACCGGCCGGGUGACGCUGCAGCCGGACGAGGUCGUUCCGUUUAUGGAGGCGUGCGGGCUGCUGCAGCUCCGGGGCGUCGAAUGUUGCGGCAACCGCACGAUGGGCAUUUACAUUGACGAAUCGGGCCCGGAAGCUACGGCGGAGGACGGUGAUCCGUUCGCAACGGCCCCAGAAACGGAUCCGCUGCACAUCGACCACACCCGGUACCCCGGGGCGGUGGAAAAGGCUGAGCCGCCACCAUUAAAACUUAUUGAGCCGAAUCUCGAAUCUACGAGUGAGCUAUUUCCGGGCAAUAUCUGCAAAGAAGAGUUGAUGGUAUCGGACGAGGACAGUGCGGAGGAGGAGGAGGAGGAGGAGGAGGAGGGUGGUAAAAGUGACGCGGGCGAGGACAGCUCGAUGGACGACAGCACGGACAGCGAGCAGGAUGUGGAGCGGUGGAUGGCGCUGGUGAAGGAGGUUGGAGUGGUCGACACGAGCCACCCGGGAGCGCCGAACUUCACGCCCUACCAGAACUGUCUGAAGCAGGCCAUCGUAGCGGUCAUUAGCGGGAAUGUUUCGCCCAGAAGAGCGGCCGCCCGGUACAACGUACCCGCGGGCAGGCUGGUGCGCUGGACGCAGAAGGUAAAGCGAGCGAUGAAAAAGAAACCAGAGACGGUAACUGCCAAUGUGCCGCAGAUGGUUGCCGCAUACAUUGACCGGAGCAUACAGGAGUUCAAGCAGCUGCUAGAAACGAGCGAUGCGGACGAACGUGUCAGCUUGCUGAGCGACCCAUCAAAUGUGCUGAUGUACGACGUGCGGAUUAUGCUCGCGAUCCACGACAUCAUGUACACCGGGAUAAGCCUGCGCGAAGCGGUAACGCGGUACAAAAACAGUCUCGGUUUGCUGAGAAACCGGCUGUACAAUCUAAAGAGUCAGCUAAUAACGAACCAUAUUAAGUCGUUCGGAAUCAGAUUGAAAAGUGCGGACAAACAGACAAACGAGCGACAGGCGGCAGGGAAGAAGCGUCGAAGGUUUGAGACGGAGUCGGGGAAGAUUUUGAAAACAGCCGAUCCCUCCCGGUACGAGGAGAGUGUGGCCAAAGCGCUGGAGGCGAUUGGUUACGGUCUAUCUAUCCAGCAAGCCGCAAACCACUUUCGCAUACACAAAAGUGCUCUAUGGCGGCACGCAAAGGCCAAGAACAUAACCUUUCCGCAGGAAAGGACAGUUCUAAGGAAGAAAGCAGCGACAAAAAAAGUUAAACCGAGCGGUGGUGGUUCAAUAGCUGCCUCCUCCUCUGCUACGAACAGUUGCCCCGUAGUGCCGAAGCUGGUACCGUUUGGAAGCACUGGAGCCGUCACCACCGUCGAGCGCGUUAGGGAUCGUGCAGGAGGUGGUGAGAUCGCUCUAGCACCGGCUAGUACGGCGGCUCCUCCGAUUGCUGUGCCAAGUUUGCUUCCCCUGCCCAAGUUGGUUCCGAUUUCGAGCAGCUCGCUGCCGGAGUACGAGGAGCGGAUGGAGGCAGCAAUCGCUAUGAUAUCGAAUCAGAAAAUGAGCUACCGGGAAGCGUCGGUAAAGUACAACAUUCCCAAGGCGACACUGUGGAAGAAGAUAAGUAAGAUGGAGCCGAAGAAGUGAGCCAAGCAAAUGGUGGCAAGCAAGUGAAAGUUGGACAUAAUCUGUGUAGUGUAAGUGGUGCCAAUUAUCGGUAUUAAAUUGUUCUUGCUUGAUGUAAAUUGGACUAAAGUAAUACAUUUUAAUUUUACACUUAAAA
This is a messenger RNA of Anopheles coluzzii, 2191 nucleotides long. RefSeq lists its product as uncharacterized. The coding region runs from base 154 to 2055 and encodes 633 amino acids. Gene Ontology annotation, biological process: regulation of transcription by RNA polymerase II. Lineage: Eukaryota; Metazoa; Arthropoda; Insecta; Diptera; Culicidae. The record is from RefSeq and is a predicted model, not a curated record. The transcript has 2 exons. Gene Ontology annotation, molecular function: DNA binding; protein binding. Gene Ontology annotation, cellular component: nucleus.